Messenger RNA from Macrosiphum euphorbiae (potato aphid), 1053 nucleotides. Lineage: Eukaryota; Metazoa; Arthropoda; Insecta; Hemiptera; Aphididae. The record is from the annotation of a GenBank genome assembly.
AUGGUACGAAAAAGUUCGAGCAAAAAAUUGGUGAAGCAAAUUGAAGAGAAAACGAAACAGACGCCGGAUGUGCUGGAGACUGCUAUAUGCACCGGUCAAGACGCGUUACUAUUGCCACUGGAUACGACCAAAGAGAACUUGAAAGAGUUGUGUAGCAAGUCACGGAGCCCAUCGCCGUUGGAAAUCGCUGCCGAAUCGCCGAUUUUGGCGCAGCUCAGAAUUCUGCAAAAGGAUAGUAAAACGUCCAAGACGUGCGGAAACGACAAUGACGACGACAACAUGUCGACACCUGCCGGAAUUGUCACUGGUAAAUCUAGGGUGAUGGCGGCCGUACCAUUGAACACAACCGCCACGACUUCCGGCGUACCGUUGAACACAACCGCCACGACUUCCGGCGUACCGCAACACACGGCCGCCACGACUUCCGGCUCGUCUACAGGAGGGGCCGUCGACACGACACCAGAGGUGGAUAUCGUGAAGGGAGUGGCGGACCGACAGCGGACGUCAACGACCACUUGGUCGCAGACGACUUAUCAAACGAUGGCGGACAAUGCAAACUGUAGCAAUAAUAAUUAUUAUCGGCGUACGUCGGACGUGUCGUACACGUUUUCAAACUUCCGGACGUCACCGGCGGAUUCGUCGUCGUCCAAUUUCCUGGGACAGGAGCUGAGAGACCUGCAGACCAUGAUGUUGGGAGACCACCGGUCGGAAGCACUGCAGCAGGACAGCAGCGCGGGCAACCCAGGGAGCAGCCUGCACAAGCUGUUGCUUAACCGGCAGCACCUGACCGCAGCCGAUGCGGAUCGGAAACCCAAGUUCAAGUUCUCGUCGAUGAACCGUGACGUGCCGACCGGGUCCCCGCCACCUGUUAGCAACCUGUUGUACUACAUGACUGCGGCGGCUGCUGCGGCGACGUCGUUGUCGUCGUGUCGAUCGGCGCCUCACAGUAAGCGCGCAUCCCCCGAACACGAGUGCACCUCCGCCAGAGAGAUGUUGCUCAAAUUGUUCUACGGCGGCAGCGACACUGUUGCCGAACCAAAUUUGUCCACUUGA